This is a messenger RNA of Acanthochromis polyacanthus (spiny chromis), 2612 nucleotides long. It is a transcript of the gene yipf6, whose product is annotated as Yip1 domain family, member 6. The record is from RefSeq and is a predicted model, not a curated record. Gene Ontology annotation, biological process: endoplasmic reticulum to Golgi vesicle-mediated transport. The transcript is spliced from 2 exons. Lineage: Eukaryota; Metazoa; Chordata; Actinopteri; Pomacentridae. Gene Ontology annotation, cellular component: membrane; trans-Golgi network. Bases 197 to 880 code for a protein of 227 amino acids.
UAAAGCGGAAGUAAACAAUCCUCAGCUGACGUGGAGCAGCCGUCGGUCGAACCGGAGCUAAACUGGAUUCCAGGAACUGAUCUCACUGGUUUAGCUGGUGGCUUCAGCCGGAGUGUGGUUCCUCUGAAACUCCUCUGAAGCUCCAGGAGCUCUGCUGGCUGCUUCUGAACCAGAAUAGUCUCUAAAAGCUCCAAAGAUGGCGGCAGCGGAGGACAGCAGGCCGUUCGCCGGGCUGUCGGACGUCUCCAUCUCGGAGGACAUCCCGGUGGAGGGGGACAUCUCGGUGCCUGUCGGCUCCUCCAGGAGAGACGACGAGCUGUCCACGCUGGACGAGCCGGUCAAGGAGACCAUCCUGCGGGACCUGCGGGCGGUGGGCAAAAAGUUCGUCCACGUCCUGUACCCGAAGCGGAGCUCGGCGCUGCUGCGGGACUGGGACCUGUGGGGCCCGCUGCUGCUCUGCGUCACCCUGGCUCUGCUGCUGCAGGGAGGAGCGGCCGACAGCGACAACCAGGGAGGUCCGCAGUUCGCUGAGGUCUUUGUCAUCAUCUGGUUUGGCUCCAUCAUCAUCACCUUGAACUCCAAGCUGCUGGGCGGCACCAUCUCCUUCUUCCAGAGCCUGUGUGUUCUGGGUUACUGCAUCAUGCCUCUGACGGUGGCCAUGGCCGUCUGCCGGCUCGUCCUGCUCGGCGUUACCGGGUCGGUCGGCUUCGCCGUGCGGCUGGCGGUGGUCACGGUGUCCUUUGGCUGGUCCACCUUCGCCUCCACGGCCUUCCUCACCGACAGCCAGCCGCCCAACCGCAAGGCGCUGGUGGUGUAUCCGGUGUUCCUGUUCUACUUUGUGAUCAGCUGGAUGGUCCUGACGUUCUCGCCGUCGCAGUAGAGGACGCCAACAAGGUUUUAGUGGAGAGAAGAACUCCGACACCAGAAUCUGCCUUUGAGGGAAGACUACUGAACACUUUGUGGGCGCUGAGACAGCAUUUGGACACCAAGCAAACUGUGAGGAGCAGCAGAGAGAAAACAUUAUGAAUAUGUUCUUAUUUUUUUGUCUCCUUGUAUAUAGAAAUAGUCCAUGAAUGUUGAACUGCUGGGUCUCUGUGUGAAAUAUUGGAAUACCUGCUGGUGCUUUUCAGCAGCCUGACUAAAACCUUCAGUCUUUGGGAAACUGUUCAGCGUUUCUUUGAGUAUUUUGGUUUUUCUAGACGCAUGACAGUCGACUCUGACAGAAAGUAUCACUUAGGAUUUAGAGUGUUUCCUGCUGGUUUGAACCUCCAGUUUUUCUUUCUUCCAAACAUGAAACUGAACAGUUUUAGAUUUACUGCAGAUGUGUCCUAAACUCUGUCUUGAAAAUGAAUCCAGUGUGGACAGACGCUGGCAGACGAGGUUAGAGGUUAAUUACAGACUAAGAGCAGUAAUUCUCCUUUUGUGAUUUCACCCUCUAGAGCUGGAACUUUGUACUGAAGCUCAUUUCCACCAGGGAAAGAAAAUUAAAAGUCAAAUAAAAAUUCAGAAUUCUGAGAUAAAAUAAAAAUGUUGAAAUAAAGUAAAAAAAAUAAAAAGUAUGAGAAAUUAAGAAAUCUGUUCUGCUUUGGAAAUAAUAGAGCUUAUUCAGUCAUUAAUUAUUUUUGAAGUUCACUAAGUUUAAGGAACUAAAAGGUUUAUUCAUCAGAAAUUUGAUGUGAAAAGUUAAAGUUUGAAAUUAUUGGACAAAGUAACAAAUGCUCUUAAUUUACACAGUAUUUGUGACAGACAGUAACUUUGUGUCAUAUUUUUUGAAGUUUUAACUUUGUCAGAAUUUUGACUUAACUUCAAUAAAUCCAUAUUUUGACUUUAUGUCAAAGCAGUGAAAUAAAAAGUCAAAACUGACAUUAAAUGUAAAAGAAAAACAUCUUAGUCAAACCUAUGACUUUAAAAUCUAAAUUCAGAUGUAAAAACCAUUAUGAAAUAAAGCCUAUACUGAGAGAAUUAAAAAUGAUUACAACAAACUGAAAAAUGGAUCUAAAAGGUAAAACAAUAACUCUAAAACGGAGAUAAAUUCACUGAACAUUAAAAGAAUGAGAUAAAAAUCUGAACAAAUGAUCAAAAUGAAGUAAAACUAGUUCCUUGUUUAGUAAAAUGUUUCACUCAGUAACUUUAAAGUUUAUCAUCUCAGAAUGUUUCUUGAAUAUUUGAAUCAACUUUCUUUCCUCAUGAUGUUUGUUCUGUAAAUCAGUUUGAAACUUCAGUGAGAAGAAAACAGCAGAAAAUUGUGACAACAUUCACUUAAUUUUCUGUUAACAUUGAUCCAGCUUCACAGUAAAACAGUUUCUAAUAAAAGGUCCAACAGAAACUAAAGCAUGAAUGUGUUUUGCAUCGUUUCGUUUGGGUUAAUCGUCUGUUUCUGUCUGUAAACCAACGUUCAGACUGUCUACAUGCUGGCAGAUAAAUGGACGCUGGUGUUGUCUUUGAGGCAGUGUGAUGUCUUUGUUUUAUGGGAUGAAUCAGCUGAUUUCUCAUCUAACCUGACAACCGUCAUCAUGUCCUAAAUCAUCUGCUUCAUUUGUUCAUUUUUUGGAAUUUGAGGUUAAUUUUACACCAGCAAAGGAAAAAAAUAAAAUGUGUUUGAGCAGCUGUGA